This is a messenger RNA of Phalacrocorax carbo (great cormorant), 11257 nucleotides long. The record is from RefSeq and is a predicted model, not a curated record. NCBI's taxonomy places the organism in Eukaryota, Metazoa, Chordata, Aves, Suliformes, Phalacrocoracidae.
GCGCGGGGGCGGAGGGCAGCGCGGGGCCGGCCGGCGGCGCGGCGCGGCUCCCGCGCUGGGCCAGACUCAGCCCCUUUCUCCCGCCGCCGCUGGCUGCGAGCGCGCUGCGGCUGGAGCUGCCCCCAGAGCGGGUCGUGAUGGCGGCGGCGGCGGCGCGGGCUCGGCAGCGGGAGGCGCCCGCCCAGCCCUGCGCGCCGCGCCGCUAGCGGCAGCGCCCGUGCCCGCGGCGGCCGCCCCGGCCCAUGCCCCCGGGGGGAAGGGGGGCUGCAGCAGCCCGGCGAGCCGCCCACCCGCGCAGCGGGGGCAUCGCCCCCACUCGCCGCUCCUGGGAGGGCGGAAAGGAGGCAGCGGCGGCGGCGGCGGCGCCGGCAUUGUGCGCGGCGGAUCGCAGGCCCCGGCGGCGCGGGGCUCGCCUGCCUCCCGCCCCAGCCUCAUGAACCAGCCGGACGGCUCCGCUCCGGCGGCGGCGGCGACGGGAGCGCAGGCCGACGAGAGCAACAGCAGCGGGCGGAGGAGCUCUUCCAGCAGGGAGUGUUUGAAGAGGAGCCCGCGGAGCCCGAAAGCAGAGGGCUCCGAUUCGGUGACGUCUCAGUCCUCACCCAGUGAAGAGGCUGGAAUGAUGACUGAGGUGAAGGUGAAAACAGAGGUACCAGAUGACUAUAUCGAAGAGGUGAUCUGGCAGGAUGACACCAAAGAUUCCAAGAAGAACAUAAAGGAUGGGCCAGGAGAUGUGCCCGCGGAGAUCUGCGUGGUCAUAGGCGGGGUCCGCAACCAGCAGACGCUCGAUGGAAAAGCAGUGGAAUGUGGCUCUCCCGUUGGAUAUACACGAAAUCGAUAUUCAGGGACCUGGAUUUUUGACCAUGCAUUGAGAUACACGUCCGGGUCUUACGAGUGUGGAAUAUGUGGGAAGAAAUACAAGUACUACAACUGUUUCCAGACCCACGUGCGAGCACAUAGAGACACUGAAGCUGCCUCAGGUGAAGGAGCCUCACAAGGCAACAAUUUUAGGUACACAUGUGACAUAUGUGGAAAAAAAUAUAAAUAUUAUAGCUGCUUCCAAGAGCACAGAGACCUGCAUGCCGUGGAUGUUUUUAGUGUGGAAGGGGCCCCAGAAAACCGGGCAGACCCCUAUGACCAGGCCGUUAUAGCUGCAGAUGAAGUGAAGGAGGAGGAGCCAGAGCCAUUCCAGAAGAUUGGUCCAAAAACUGGCAAUUACACCUGUGAAUUCUGUGGCAAGCAGUACAAAUACUACACUCCCUACCAAGAACAUGUGGCGCUGCAUGCACCUAUUAAGUUCUCUCGAUCUCCACUCUUCGUGGCAGUGAAGACACAGGCGAGCCAAUCCAGCAAAAAAACACCGGCUUCAAUAAACCGAUGUUCUACCCUCCUGCACCGCACCCCCUCCGGUGUCCCACCGGCAUCCCAAUCCCAGAUGUUCCGCGCUCCAAAUUCUGGAUCCCCAGGAAGCAAGGCCAUCACAGCAGAAAGUGCUUUCAGCAGGAGAGUGGAAGGCAAAACACAAAACAACUUUGAAGAAACAAACAGCAAUUCGCAGAACUCCAGCGCUGUUCAUUCGGGGACAGAAAAACCUAAAGAAAAGAGGUGUAAGCAGAACCCAUCAGAAACCGCAAGUCCCCUGAUUUCAAAUCCUUUCCCGCUUUUACAAAAGCCUUACACCUGUGGAGCUUGUGGAAUCCAGUUCCAGUUUUAUAACAAUCUCCUGGAGCACAUGCAGUCCCAUGCAGCUGACAACGAGAACAAUAUUGCCUCUAGCCAGCCCAGAUCACCUCUAGCUGUUGUUGAAGAAAAGUGGAAACCACAGCUCCAAAGAAAUAACGCCAACAAUACAUCCGCGAGCGGUUCGGUAGGGAACAGCGUGAUCCCAGAGAAGGAGCGGCAGAACAUUGCCGAGAGGCUCCUGAGGGUGAUGUGCACUGACCUUGGGGCUCUGAGUGUGGUGAGCGGGAAGGAAUUCAUCAAGCUAGCACAGACCCUGGUGGAUAGUGGAGCUCGCUAUGGUGCCUUCUCUGUCACCGAAAUCCUUGGCAAUUUCAACACACUGGCUCUGAAGCAUUUGCCUCGGAUGUACAACCAAGUGAAGGUGAAAGUCACCUGUGCCCUGGGCAGCAAUGCAUGCCUCGGCAUCGGUGUCACUUGCCACUCGCAGAGCAUCGGCCCUGAUUCUUGCUACAUCCUGACAGCUUAUCAGGUGGAAGGUAACCACAUCAAGAGUUAUGUCCUAGGAAUUAAGGGCGUAGACAUUCGAGAUAAUGGUGAUUUUAUCCACCACUGGGUACAGAACGUGCUCUCAGAGUUUGUGAUGUCGGAGAUCAGGACUGUGUACGUCACAGACUGCAAAGUCAAUUCCUCUGCGUUCUCCAAGGCGGGCAUGUGCUUGCGUUGUUCGGCCUGUGCCUUGAACUCAGUAGUGCAGAGUGUGCUGAACAAGCGAACACUACAGGCUCGCAAUAUGCACGAAGUGAUCGAGCUCCUGAAUGUCUGUGAAGAUCUGGCAGGAUCCACAGGCCUCUCGAAGGAGACCUUUGGCUCCCUGGAAGAGACCUCUCCCCCUCCCUGCUGGAACUCGGUCACCGACUCCCUCCUGCUCGUCCACGAGCGCUACGAGCAGAUCUGCGAGUUCUACAGCAGGGCCAAGAAGAUGAACCUCAUCCAAAACCUGAACAAACACCUGCUCAGCAACCUGGCAGCCAUUUUGGCUCCGGUGAAACAGGCGGUGAUUGAGUUGAGCAACGAGAGCCGGCCUACCUUGCAGCUGGUACUGCCCACCUACGUCAAACUGGAGAAACUGUUUACUUCCAAAGCUAACGAUGCUGGCGUAGUCAGCAAACUCUGCCACCUCUUCCUGGAGGCGCUGAAGGAGAACUUCAAAGUUCAUUCGGCACACAAGGUAGCCAUGAUCUUAGACCCUCAGCAGAAGCUGCGGCCCGUCCCACCAUACCAGCACGAAGAGAUCAUUGGCAAGGUCUGUGAGUUGAUCAAUGAGGUGAAAGAGUCCUGGGCAGAAGAAACAGAAUUUGAACCUUCAACCAAGAAGCCUCGGGCAGCAGGGGAAGCCACAGCAGCUCAGGAAGAAGAUUGGUUUGGGAAAAAUGAAGUCUAUGAUUAUUUGCAAGAACCUCUCUUCCAGGCCACCCCUGACCUGUUUCAGUACUGGUCGUGUGUUACUCAAAAGCAUACAAAACUAGCCAAGCUAGCCUUUUGGCUCUUAGCAGUGCCUGCUGUUGGUGCCAGAAGCGAAUGUGUAAAUAUGUGUGAGCAGGCUCUCUUAAUCAAAAGGAGACGGCUACUCAGUCCAGAAGACAUGAACAAACUCAUGUUUUUGAAGUCCAACAUGCUUUAAGACUGUCUUUUAAUUAAAACAAAACUUUAAAACACUGUUCCAAACAAAGAAAAAGAAUUUUAAGUUCUAAACACUGUGGACCUCAUUAUGAAUGCCCCUGGAAACCAAGUGCUUUUUUAUAUAUAUAUAAAAAUAUAAAUAUAUAUAAAAUUAAGUUUGAAAGGAAAGCUGAGCAUGUGAGAGAGACAGCCCUCUGCCAGGAACGUGCUCCUUUCCAUAGAUAGUGUGUGGACUUGACAGACUUUCUAAUGUUUUCAAGUGGGCAGACCAAUGGGAGGCUGAUGUUCUAAAGUCUUCAGGCAGCUGAGAUCUAAAGUGACUUGAAGUUUCUUUUGUUUCUCCUCCACCCCACCUUUCCUCUUGUCCCCUGGGCCAUCUUGCCAUGGAUAAUCAGACUACAUUGAACAGACCAGUUCUGCACUGGACUUUGCUCCUUUGAAUAACUGUACACCUUGAGAGCAUUUGUCUGCAGCCUUCUUGACAUAUGGUCCAUGUUACCAGGGCAGCUGUGUUUUAUGAACACCAGUACCUUUAGAAAACGGGAAGGGAGACUGUAAGGGGUUUUUAUUUUAUUUUCUUUUUAAGAUGUUCGUACACAUUUUUUCAAAAAACCACAAAAGUUACUCUUCUGUCUCCACUCCCAGUUUUGAGUUUAACAUGUUAGCUAGUGAUUAUAAGUUUGAUUUAAAACUAAGAGAAAUGGUUCAUGGCAGAAAAUGUCUGUAAUUGUUAGGUUUCUUGGCUUUAUUUUUUACAGCAUAACUUCUUUUCUGAAUUCCCAGUGCUAAUUAGCUUCUCUGUUAAUUUUGUGCAUCAGGGGUUCUAAAACUUGUGCUAGAGUUAGCUCAUUUGCGAUUAAAAUAUCCGUAUGGGAACCACAGCAGUUGCUUAUAUGGAAAAGCUAGAAACCAGGAAAAGCAAGCAAGCGGUGACAGCACAGAUAUCUGUGGGCCACCAGCAAGCUUGCCAGGGUCUGCCAGCUGCCAUUGAGAACCCUUGUACCUAAACUUUUUGUAAAAAAGUUUCUCAGUGCACACGCUCAAAAUAACCUUCCCAAGGCCAAGGACAAGCCAAGGUGUAUGAUUUUUCAGGGGAACAAAGAUCAUCAGUUUUGUCAAACUGGGGUUUGAAGGAAGCAUAGAGAAGUGCAUGGGCUCAAAGAUCCUUCUGAAUGUAAGUGCUCCUGAUUGAGUGCAAAGAAUAUAUUCCUGUUUUAUUUGGAAUGGUUUCCUCUAGUAGCACGAAUGUCUUUUCAAUACCUACAGUGCAUUACACUACUUGUUAUGUUGCUGAAUCGUUCUGGCUAGGAAGGCCACGGGCCUUUAAACGUUCACACUUACUGUCUCACCCCAAAUGCAAUUAGAGGUGGUCAUGACACGAAAACAUCUCAGUCACUCUGCUGUCCGCCAAGGCCAGUGCUCUGCUGUGUCCAGCGCCCGUAGGCGCAGUUCUUGGGCUGCUGGACAGGAUCUCUGCAGGCUGUCGGGUUUGGUGCCUCUUGGACAAUUCCCAACCUCUGGUGCCAAACUCUUUAAUUUUUCAUCACUGGGACUUGUGUCCUGGAGGCAAAUUGAAGCAAAUUCUUAUUUUUAAAGUAGUCUCUCCUGCUUCCAGCAGGGUGCUCUGCAGCUGCGGUCACAGUGGCAGCAGAACAGCAUCGGAGGUUUGGGAGGAUGGACUCACCCAGCUCCGAGCAGGCAGGCUGGAGGCUGAAGCCCUUCAACAGCCAGCGGUGGUUUCUGGUUGCUGACAAUGUACUGGCAAGACUGGGGGUCCUCUUUGAAGUACCGCUGUUGAACAGAUGUUAAACGAAGAUGCCACCUGCCCAUCUCUGGUUGUAAUAGAAGUUGUAAGUCCCAAGGCAUGAGAAAUGGCAAACCCAGUCUCUCAGGCUUUGUUUGCAGAUGUCUUGAACUUGACAGGCACUAACUGACAGCUUCGCUGCCAUGGGGCUCAGACAGGGGAACAGUUUGCAUGCUGGAGACCUUCCCUAGGUCAAGGUCACUAAGAAUAGCUCUUUGCACCCAGCUGUCUUGCCUUUUUCAGCCUGGAAACAGGGCCUACUAUUAGCUUGAGUCCAGCGUUUGGGUUGAGCUCUCAGCACUGUUAUUGGCAUCGGGGCAAAACUAGUCUCUUAAUUGUAGGAUUUGCGUAUGGAUAUCUUAAAAGACACAGUCUGUAAGCCCGCUGACAACUGCAGGGGUAGCAGCACUUGAAGAUGAGCUGCCAAGGCCAAGGCACUUGGAUGUCUUAUUUCUCUGACGGUGGCUUUUGCAAAUGGAGGGGUGGUUGUAGGGCCAACUUUUCUUCUUGCUGGUUUUAUUUUCUCCCAUACAAAUCCUGCCUGCCUAGCCACCAGCUGGGCCCACGGUAACACAUCUGUUUGCACUUGGAGUGCAGGAGAAACCCGUAACAAACAAUAACUAAAUCUCAAACUACAAACAAAAAUCCCAAGUGAGAUGUGUGCCGAUUACAAAGCAUUGCGCUGUGUUGCUGUUACCGCUGAAAAGCACAAGGUGUCCUGCAGCAAGAAAGCUUGGCUGGAGGAUGAAUCCAAAGGAGGAUUAGCUUUUGAGGCUGCAGAGUGCGUACCUUGCGGCUCAUUUGAUGGGCAGAACUGGGGACAGGUUUUGUAGUUCUUUCUCCUAAAUAGCACAUUACACCUUUUUGCUUGGUUUGCCUGAGACCCUGAGAGCCGCUCACAGGCUCUUUGAUGCUCAGGUGAAUGUGCAAAACCCUUGCAUUCCUUUGACAAGAAAGCUCCAAGCCCUAACACGCCUUUGCUAAGGGACAGGCUGAUAACUUCUGUGGGAUUUGCCAACUCAGGCUCAUUGUUUGUCUGUCUGCAAGGCAUUAAGGGUGGGGAAGUGGACAAAGCAGAGUUAGCACAGGUUCAAAGCUCUGGAAAUGAGGUAAAAUUGCAGUCUUUUGUGCAACCAUGGCAAGCAGUGAGCUGGACCACGGCUACACAGCAAGGUCAUGCAAACAGAAAGGCCACAGCCACCCUUAACUCCCAGCCCAUCCCCCCUUCCCCUUUUUACAGUGUGGUUUUGGCAUCAAAUCUGGAGCUUUCUUGCUGUGACGACCAAAGAGAGGGAUUGACUAGCCCUCUCCCCCGUCCGAGUAACUCACCUCCAAGGCAACUUUGGUUAUAGUUGCACUAAUGAUGGAUGUUAAGCAAACACGCAGCGUUGUCUGGUAGAUGAGAUUCUCCCAAAGACUUAAAAACUCAGCUUAGCAGCUGAAAAGGCAAAAAAAAAUGUGCAGCCCUAAAAUGGAGCAAUCUGGAAAGUCAGUGAGAAGAGGAGCUGGUUGGCCAGCCCCCUACUCCAGCGAGUCAGUGGAAGAAGCUGCAGCUUUUCAUCAGUCUUAAAUAUGGUUACAGGGUGUUCUGCUCAGAGGAGCUACUCAUGCUGUGUUUUCUUACAGGCUGACUGUGUCUGAUGUACUUACACUUCAUUAAAAGGAGAGGAGCACAUCUGGAACACAUGUAUUUACCCUAAGUGCUCCUAUUUGUCCUUCCCUCUUCAAGAUCUGGAUUUGCAUUCUAGGGAGCUUAGAUACUUUACCAAGGUCUGAAUUCUGGAAGCUCUUAAUUUGCCAAGUUACUAGGAUUGGCUCAGUGGUGUGGAGCAGCACUUGUGCCGUAAGGAGUGCCGCCCAUCCUGCUGUGGGAGACCGGAGAGAAGAGGGUCUCUUAGUUUGACCAGAGCUGUCCUGAGGUUCUGCUCCCUUUGCGCUGGGAGGAGAAGUCCUCAGAAUUGGGAUCAUCCUCUGGUAGGUCAUGUUGAGAAUUUGCCUUCUGCUUGUUUCCAUCCUUUACUCAUGCUUGAGACGUGUUGGGAUACAAAAAUGGUGUAUGUGUCCUCCAGGCAUUCGUUUGGUUCUGCUGCUCACUCUGUGUCUGACCUUGCAGACUUCUGACUUCACAGUUUGCUUUGGGAGGGGUUAUGAUCUUCAGGUGGGGAGAAACCAACAGAAGAGGAACUGUAAAGAAUGAAGGGCCUUCCAGUCCUGUCUGAAGAUCCUUGUUACUAGAAAACUGAGACAGUGGGAUACAGAGGCAGAGCUCUUCAAAACAGAAGGUCAUUUCUGUCACGCGUGAGUACAGCAGCCAGAGCAUCCGUGGAGAGCAUGGAGCCCAGAUUUCUCUCCUGUGUCUGUCUCUUCUCCCCAAGUCUCUAGCACUAGACAGUAGUUGUGUACUGGCUUGCAGGAUGGGCUCGCUGUCACGUGCCUGGCUCCGUUUCAGAUGGAAGUAAGCUUUUCUUUUUGUCCAAACUAUAUGUCUGUUCUAAGAAAACUGAUUUGGUUGUAUUUGAACUAGUGCAAUCUGGAAAACUUUCUGUGAAAGCCAGCUGCGGGCUCAGGUUUUGUCUAGUUCAGUUGUCUGUUAAUUCCUGGUUAAACCAGUUUAACUUUGAGAUAAAUUGGUUUAGGCAUCCACAUGAACCACCUGCACUGGUUUAACUGCGCUUGCUGGGUGUUCUCCCCUGCUAAUCAGAGAAUACGUCCAGAAGCAGCUCAGGGAGUCAUGACCCUUACGUGAAUUUUGCAAAAGGAAGUUGUGGCAGAUACUCUCCAAGCUUGGGAAUGACUGAAAAUAGAGGGGGGACACUCUGAAAGUGGCUUGGGCUCGAAAUUGUGGUAUCUGCAUUAAUACAGUAUUCAGUGAGAUGUCUCAGGUUGGUUGGUUUGUUUUUCUCCAACUGCUUGCAAUAACAUGGAAGGUUUAGCGUGAGAAGAAGUUAACACAUAUGUUCAUAUUGGAGGAUGAGUCCACUCAGCCUUACCCAGUCUGAGGGAUGACUUCCACCUUCUGGAUCCCACAGUAGACAAGCCAGGGUGUAGUGUUGCACAGGAGGAGGGUGGCUGAGACAUUGUGCUACUCGGAGAAUGUUGUGCGCGUUUCUGGACAGCACCAAGUUACUGAUAAAUCAAGACUGUAAAAGAGCAGCCAAAAAGUUGUUCAAAGGCUGGGAGUGCUGCUUUGUGCUGAGGGAAGCCUCAGAUCUCUAACUGCAUCUCUCUGGCUAAAGGAGGUGGAGAGGAGCUCCUGUGAGCAUUCAGGAGGGGACAGGUUGUUUCCUAUGGAAUAGUUAGGAGUAAUGGAAUGAAAAUGAACAAAAAGACACUAAAGGCAGAUUCUGGGAAACCUUUUCAGGGAGGAGAAGUCCGUUCAUCUGGGAGGAGUCUGUUACAGGAAUGUUUUUUGAGCCCUAUCAUUUAAAACGAGGCUGUACAAUUACAUGGAGCACACACACUCCGUAAGGCACAAGGCUGCUUUGGACUUUGCCAAGAGAAAAGAGACUGGAUGUAGAGGUGGGAAAUGGUCGCCUGACUGUUGAGCCCAGUCCUGCCCAACAGGUCCAGGAGGGCUCACAGAGCAUCUUCAUCUUCCCACUCACCACCGGCACCAAACCCUUCCCAGCCCUCCAAUAUAUACAUUAACCAGGUUUCCUAAAGGAGGGAGGUAGCUGACCAGCAGAAGGGGCAGAGGAGAAAACACCAGCUGAGGAGCAAAUGUCAACCCUUAUACUUCCAGGGUGAAAGAAUCGGGGUGGGGGAGAGUAUUAAAUGUUUUGCUGCUUCUGCUGUGCAUUUUCUGUGCUACCCCGUGAUCUCGAAUCCAUAGGAUCCAUCGGGAAUGCCCAGAAAUAUUGGCUGAGACUCAAGGUCCUGUGUCAGAUACUUCGGAAGAUUUUGCCCUGUAGCAAUAAGAGCUCCCUUUUUACAGUGCAUGGGACCUGUCCUCAUGCCAGGGCUUAUCAUCUUCCUGGGCCUCUGGAAAUGUCACCGAACAAAACCCAAUAGUGAAAAUAUGGAGAGGGAAAGCCAAGCACAGCUCUGAGUUGUUGAAUGCCUCGUUGCAACUGUGGGACAGUUUGCUUAUGCUAGGCCAGAAAUGGUAAACCAAUGAGAGUGUAUUGCCCUGAAAUUUCAUUUUAUAUAUUGAAUGUUUGGGGGGGUUCUGUUUAAUUUUGGUUUUUGUUUGGCUGGUUAGGUGGGUUUUUUACUACUCCUGUUAGAGUCCUUUGUUUUAUAACUUGACGGAAGAGUUUUGCUCACAUUAGACAACGGCGUAUCCAGUAGACCCUGUAGGGUUUAAUGAACUGUAGGCAGCCGAGUUUGAAUUUUUUGGAAUAGCUUCUGAAAUGAGUCACAUAAAUGGCUCGUUGAUGCACAACAUCAACCACUGACUGAAAGGAUUUUCUUCCUUCCCGUCGUUCUAGCGUCACUGACAGUGGCCAGCACGUCUCGGUACCCUGGUGAGCAGCGCAGCCUUAACGAUAGGAAUAUUUUACAGUGGAGUUGAUGAGUACAGGCAUGUCAAACCCUUGCUUUUUACAACCAAAGUUCCUUAAAAAGACACUUCCAGCCUCAUCAGCCUUGAACGCUUGUUUUCAGUCUUCUGGGGGUUCUUGUGGCGAGCUCUGCAAUGGGUGUGGGUAGGACGGUAUUUUUUUUUUCCAGUGGGCUGGGGGGUGGGAGGAGGGAUUUUUUUUUUUUUCUUGCUAUCUAUGGAGAAGGACCUUUCUGCUCAAGGAAGGAGGCAUGUAUUCUCGAAGGAGCAACAGUCUUAAGAGCUGUUUUCCAUGGUCCCUUUAAACUUAUUGAGACUUUAAUUUUAUUUUUUUUUAAUUAUUUAAACGGAAAACUGAUAACGGAUGAACUGAAACAUUCGUGACAGGUGACUAGCCAAGGCUGUAAGUACAGGAGGAACACACAUCGUCCAGACCUUGAGGAUUCUGGUCCACGCCGUAGCUAGAAAGUGUCAUGCCGACAAACCAAACCAUCAGGAAAUCCUUGUUUGCAGCCAGUCUGAAAAGAGAAGCUGUUCCUCGUUCGUAUGUUCAUUUUUGAAACCUCCUGCUGGGAGCUGAAUUCUUGUUGUGUCAUCAAGCAAACAAUUAACGUUCUCCUUUCCCUCCUCACCCUCCCUCCUCUCAGUAACUUGUGUGCAUUUCCUUCCUUUCUGUAGAUGCAGAUGUUCUAGGCAAUACCACAGAUGCACCUGCGUGUGUCUCUACCUGCGAGUGCAAGAAUCUCAUGUCAUCUUAAAAAAUACAAAAAAAUAUACAAAAAAUAUACAAAAAAUAUCUUUUUUAGGCCAGAGUUUUCUACAGGUAUUAAUGAAUAUUUUUCUUAAUCCUUAUAAGUUUUAUGUGUUUAAUAUUUCUUAAUACCGGUAGCAUUAAUUUAUACUUUUGUAGCAACACAAUAUUUUUAUAAACCGCCACCGCUGGCUUUGUCUUCAUAACGGGGAAAUGUGUGGGCAGCUGGCCCCGCACUGUACCAUGUACUGUAUUUAAAAGGUUAUCUAAUGUCACACUUGCUGUGUUAAUAAACAAAACAAAACCUGUUUCAAGUCUCAUGUAUUGUUGGUGUGGAUCGAAUGACUCAAUAGAGAGCAAUAUUGCACGGGGUUGAGUUGCUGAUUUUCAUUGUGAUAUAUGAACACUUGAGGCCAACUCAAGUUCUUCUGAUUUUUUCUUUUUAGGAUUUUGGUUUGGUUUGGUUUGGUUUUUUUACAGCUAAAUAAAUUCAGUGCUGUUUGAAACUUAGACUGACGUCAAAUGAAAAGGAUUAUUAAAGAAAAAAAAAAUCAAGGUGUUUAAAUGUUGCUGUUUUUACAAGUCUGUUGCUGUCUGAAUGGAAAUAUUCCACGAGAGAGGAGGAAUAGUUCCACUUAGCUUCCAAACGAGCUGAGCACUCCAGGCCAGAGCUCAGUUAUUUGGAGAGAUCUUAGAGACAUGUUUCUGCAACAUUCUUUUCAGAGUUGAUGCCAAGGCAGAAGACAAACUGUAACUGUAAGAAAGCAUCCGUUGCUUGAGGAUUUUCAUGUCAGUGUUGUAUUUAUGGUUUUACAAUAAAACAACCUUUAGGAAAAAAAAA